UAUGGGCUAAGGGACGGGAAGGCUCGCCACGGGAACUUCACCAAACGCGGCUGCGCCGAGCGCAUGCACCCCACUUGUCAACCAGCCGUGACAGUAAGAAGCCCCUAAAACCAAGUCAUCCUUCAGGAUGGACGACUUUUGGAGGACCCCGCUCCCCUCGCGCUUCUUCAGCUCGCCAUGUCGCUGCUUGCACAGCUGUACGCGCUGCGAUGGCUCAUUCUCCCUGCCGUCUUCGCUCUGUAUUUUGCGGAGAGAUAUCGUAAAUACAACCGCCUGCGGCAUUUCAGCGGUCCUUUCGGCACAGGAUGGUCCGAGUUCUGGCACUCGCGGGUGAUUUUGGGCCUGCAAUCGCAUCUUGCAUACAAAGAUGUCAACGACAGGCAUGGUCCUAUCGCUCGAGUUGGGCCUAAUGAGUUGAUUACCUCGUCGCCUGAGUUGCUCGCGCACAUGAACGCGGUUCGCUCGCAAUACACUCGAUCCUAUUGGUUCAAUGCUGCGACGCGCGUUGUGCCAGGCAAGGACCAUUUAUUCAGUGAACUCGAUGAAGGAAAGCACACCAAGCGUAGACAGCAGAUGGCUGCUGGUUAUUCGGGGAAAGAAAACUCGUCGUUGGAGCCGGACAUUGACGGUCAGCUGCAGGAGUUGCUUCACUUGAUUCGCAGCAAGUACAUCUCCACACCUGCAGUGUCGAAGCCAAUGGAUCUUGCGCGCAAGGUUCAGUAUUUCACUCUGGAUGUCAUCAGUACCAUUGGUUUUGGUGAAGCAUUCGGCGAUCUCAAAGCUGAUGCGGACUUAAAUGAGUACAUCGAGUCCGGCGAACAAGGCCUGUUCAUCGUGGCGGUGUCCACUGCGCUCGGUCUGACCAAGUACAUGCAAUGGCCUCCCAUCGCGCGUCUACUUGGGCCAUCAGAGAAAGACAAGAGCGGCUUCGGUAGGAUGAUUGGUGUAGCCCGUAAGCUCAUUGACUCACGGCUCGAGAAAUCAAUGACAGGUCGCUCGGAUAUGUUGGCAUCUUUCAUACACCAUGGAGUCCCAAGGGAAGACCUUCUUACGGAAUCUUUACUGCAAAUCCUUGCUGGGUCUGACACUACUGCUACGGCGAUCAGAGCAACCAUGCUAUAUCUCAUUGCACACCCUCGCAUCUACCGUCGCCUGCAGGCUGAAGUGGAUGCGGCCGUACGCUCAGGCUCGGUCGCAUCUGGUAUCGUCCAGGACGCUACUCUGAAAGGCUUACCGUACUUACAAGCAGUGGCUCGAGAAGGUCUGCGUAUCUUCCCUCCUGUGACCGACGUUGUGCCCAAAAAGGUACCCGCAGGCGGCGACCGCGUCACCGUAGAAGGUAAGCAAUACUAUCUGCCAGGAGGCACAGAUAUCAGCUACAAUGCAUGGGGCGUACACCACGAUAAAGCUAUGUUCGGCGAGGACGCAGACUUAUUCAGGCCCGAGCGCUGGCUGCUCGAAGAGAACAAGGCGAAUGAGGAGAGGCUGACUGCAAUGCGGCGCACUACCGAGCUGAUCUUCGGGUACGGAAAGUAUCAGUGCCUCGGGAAGCCUAUCGCUUGGCUGGAGCUCACGAAGGUCUUGUUUGAGUUUAUGCGCCACUUCGACUGGGCUUUGACUCAACCUGAAAGUCCAUGGAAGUCGACAAACUACAAUGGUAUCUGGGUGCAGGAGCAGAUGUGGGUGCUCGUCACUGAGCGAGAACAAGUCGCCUAGUCAAGGUGUUGGAAGGGAAUUUUGGAAGCGAGACCUUGGAGACUAAGCGUGCAACUACAAUAGGAGCACCAACAUAAUUGACAUGAAUUACCAGUA
Molecule: messenger RNA, 1812 nt
Organism: Boeremia exigua
Lineage: Eukaryota; Fungi; Ascomycota; Dothideomycetes; Pleosporales; Didymellaceae
Product: putative cytochrome P450 monooxygenase
Exons: 3
Coding region: 178-1716 (512 amino acids)
Molecular function (GO): oxidoreductase activity, acting on paired donors, with incorporation or reduction of molecular oxygen; monooxygenase activity; heme binding
Source: RefSeq, a predicted model, not a curated record